Messenger RNA from Dichotomopilus funicola, 1287 nucleotides. RefSeq lists its product as uncharacterized. Bases 1 to 1287 code for a protein of 428 amino acids. Gene Ontology annotation, cellular component: cyclin-dependent protein kinase holoenzyme complex; nucleus. Gene Ontology annotation, biological process: regulation of cyclin-dependent protein serine/threonine kinase activity. The transcript has a single exon. The record is from RefSeq and is a predicted model, not a curated record. NCBI's taxonomy places the organism in Eukaryota, Fungi, Ascomycota, Sordariomycetes, Sordariales, Chaetomiaceae. Gene Ontology annotation, molecular function: cyclin-dependent protein serine/threonine kinase regulator activity; protein kinase binding.
AUGGACACGAUACGACAACUCUCGCUCGAUGAGCUCAACGCUGGUGCUCUGGAGUUGUUUGUCUACCAACGAGUCGACGACGACAUGAUCAGCUUCCUGGCAGAGGCCGCUGCCGAAGUCAUCCAGUGCGAUGAUGCCGCCCCACCAACAACAUCCCGGUCUUCAGCAAGGGCAGCAAAGGGCGACACACCACUACCCUCCAUCCAGACCUUCAUCGAGAAACUUGUGGAUUCCUCCAACGUCCAAGUAGCCACCCUCAUGUCUUCUCUUGUCUACCUCCGGCGCCUCAAGUCGUGUCUGCAGCCCAUGGCCAAGGGCCUGCGAUGCACCACCCACCGCAUCUUCCUGGCUACCCUCAUCCUCACGGCCAAGUACCUCAACGACAGCAGCCCCAAGAACAAGCACUGGGCCAGCUACAGCGUGAUCUCCGACGAGGUCUACAACUUCGGCUUCAGCCGUACCGAAGUCAACCUCAUGGAGCGCCAGCUCCUCCAGCUCCUGGAGUGGAACCUCCGCAUUACUGACAAGCAGCUCUACGAGGAACUUGAGUACUUCCUCGCACCCCUCCGCCCGCGCGUCCAGCGUCGCUACGAGCGCCGCGUCCGCGCCCAGAUGGAGCAAGAGCAAGAAAUGCUCCAACGCCUCGCCCUGCAGCGCGAGCGCGAAGAGGAAGCCCGCAUGUGGAUGCCGCUCGCUCAACCCCAACCCGCCGUCGUCGCAGUCAGCGCGCGCGACCAAUCUGUCGAGCGCCACGCCUACCCAACCCCAGCAUCCUCCCGCGGCACCUCCCGCUCCCGCUCCCGCCAGGCCGUCGCCUACAACAACACCCCGUCCACCUCCUCCUCCCACUCCCGCGGCAGCAGCCGCGACGUCUCACCCCCGGGCCUCCUCUACUCCAGCGGCUCUUCCUACGCCGGCUCCAACACCUCCCGCGCUACCACCCCGCUCAGCGAAGCCGACAUCACCAGCGCCCAGUACCAGCCCUACGUCUAUGACGACGCCGCUGCUUCUGGCACUGUGGUCUGCCACUCGCCUACCGACAUGGCGGUAGAUGCCUAUGGUCGCCCAGUUGUGCCGGCCAAGGAUCCCAUGUAUGUCCCUGGCGGUCGUGGCAUGAAGCAACAGCAGCAGCAGCAGUACAUGAUGGCUGCGGCGGCGUCGCGGCAGAUGUUGCCGUAUGAGAUUAGCGCGGAGGAGCUAAGGAGUUUGGAGGCGUCGGGGCGGGGUGCGCCGGCUGGGAAGGGCGUGAGGGGAGUGUUUGGGCGGGUGUUUGGGACUGCGCGGUAG